This is a messenger RNA of Seriola dumerili (greater amberjack), 830 nucleotides long. Its product is annotated as rho guanine nucleotide exchange factor 28-like. Lineage: Eukaryota; Metazoa; Chordata; Actinopteri; Carangiformes; Carangidae. Gene Ontology annotation, biological process: regulation of Rho protein signal transduction. The coding region runs from base 30 to 830 and encodes 266 amino acids. The transcript has 7 exons. The record is from RefSeq and is a predicted model, not a curated record.
UCCAUGUCACCAGGGCUCAGAGUGACGUCAUGCUCUGCUUUAUAGUGCCUGGACAUAACUUGGCUGAGAUGGUCUCUGUCCAGGCCUACCUGUGCUCUGAAACCACACCCCUCACCUGGGUGGGUGGGGCUUCACUCGAGUAUGUCCAAGAUGAUGCUCAGGACCUUGCAGAGCACCUGGUGAUCCAUGGACAUUGUCUGAGCUCCACGGAUCACAAGGAGCUGAGAAGCCUCUUCAGCCUGGGCCAGGAGAGUUCUCGCUGGGCUAUGGAUCGUCGCGUGGCCCUGGCCAUGGCGAACCUGGAUAUCCCGCGAAGCUGGAAUGUCCUGGGGAGCCACAGUGGAGACGAGCACAGUCCCAGGGAGUCCCCCCUCCACCUGGCCGUGCGUUGGGGUCUGUGUCGGCUCGCGGAGCUGUUGCUGUGCCAGCCGGGGGGUCUGAUGGCUGUCAGUCUGCCAAACGAAGAGGGAGUCACGCCGAUGCAGCUGGCACAGGCAGCGGGCAACACCGAACUCCUGGAGCUGCUCACACAUCCACCCAACCCUCUAGCUACACCUCCAGCAGGUCUGUCCCAGGUGUGGGCAGACCGGUCCAGAUUGCUGAGGUUCUGUCAUGACACGGGGAACCUGACUCUGACCAUCCGGCAAAACCUGAGGUGGAGCUCGGAGGAAAGCCGGCAUGCAGACAUCCUGCUUCUCAGAGACCGGCUCAGAGAUGAGGACUUCCUCAGAGAGGUGAAAGCACUAAGGAGGGAACGGGUGGAGACCCUCUUAGGGAAGGAAGAACUAGUGGAUGAUCCUGCAGAGAACGUUCUCUCCCCCUAUCUAUAG